Malurus melanocephalus (red-backed fairy wren) is the source of this 1667-nucleotide messenger RNA. Its product is annotated as early activation antigen CD69-like. Bases 1 to 867 code for a protein of 288 amino acids. The transcript is spliced from 8 exons. Lineage: Eukaryota; Metazoa; Chordata; Aves; Passeriformes; Maluridae. The record is from RefSeq and is a predicted model, not a curated record.
AUGUCCCAGGCCGGGCAGGAGUCCGAGGAGCCGCUGUGGAGUCCUUUUGUGGUCCUGGAGGGUCAUCUGAAGGAGUCUCUGGUGGUGGCCCUCAGCGAGUGCCCCGAUGUAACCCAGCCGCUGCGGGAGCGGCUGCCCGCGGUCUCCUUCCCGCUGAUGCCUCGGCAGGAGCCGGUGCCGGAGCAGCGCUGGCUCGUCCCGGUUGCUGUCGGUGCCACUUGUGAGAGUGCUGUGGGUGAAGAUGUGGAGAAUAGGUUCUGCGCCAGAAAUGGGAGUGUGAAGGAGUCCCUGGGUCCUCAGAACAGAUCAGCAACCAGGAAUAAACAGAAACAAACCCUCAAAGGAUUCCUGGCUCCAGUUAAAUGGAUCAGAUCCCAUCCUGUGCUCACACUGGUCGUGCUGAUUCUGCUCCUGCUCCUGGUCCUGUCUUUGGGUGUGUCCUUGGCUGUUGUGUCAGUAAGAAGCUAUGGAGAGAUUCCAGUUACACCAGUUACACCUCACAUUCCUCUGCUGCUGGCCUGUCCCCAUGACUGGGUUGGGCACCGCGGGAUCUGCUACUUCCUCUCGAGGGAUCAGCUCAGCUGGGAUCAGGCUCAGGCUCGGUGCUCUGAGCUCGGGGCCUCCCUGGCCGUGCUCCAGGAUUGGGAAAUGGAGUUCCUCUUCCCUCACAGUGCCAGGGUCGAUUAUUGGCUCGGGCUGCGCAGACGGGGCCGGGAGCUGCAGUGGGGGGACGGCAGCAGCUUCAACUCCUCGGUCGAGGUCCGGGGCAAUGCAGGCUGUGUGUACCUGGCUGAGAAUUACCUUGGGUGUGGGAUCUGCUCAAAUCCGAUACCCUAUGUCUGCAGCAGACCCCAAACUCACCUGUAACAGGGGAUGGACUGAGCACCUUCUCUGCGCUGGGCAGUCUCAGCUUUGCCCAGCAUGGGGAUGUCCUUCCUUGGCUGUACCGACUGCCUUGCACUGACCCUCAGGGUCACCUUAGUGCCUGCUCUCAGGGGAAUGAAUCUGUGAAAAGAGGAGAUGAUGUGGAAGCUGAUGUGUGCCUGCUUCUGCUGGGGCUGGGGGUUCCUUGCUUCUUCUGGAGCUAUUCCAGAACUCAAGUGCUUUCUCUUGCAUUUUGUGUUUAUACACUAACCCUAUAGAUAGAUAGGUUUAUAGAAAUGCAUAUGAUUAUAUAUGGAUAUAGAUGUAGAAGAGGUGCUUCCAUAGGAUUGUAACCUUGGUUGGGGUCAGAUGACAAUAAUGUCAAAGCAGGGAUUUGACCCCAAAGUUCCAUUUCCUUAAGGGUUGGACUCAAUCGUUGUGGGUCUUUCCCAGCUGCAGAGGAUUCAGUGAGAUGUCCUUGAUACCCUAACCAGUAUUUAUGGUGCCAAUGUUGCUGUUGUUUUUAUUUCCUGCAUUAUUUUGUUACUUUUGCAAUAAAUGCUUGUCAAGGCCUCUGUUGUCCCUGGUGUCCCCUUGGCACUGGCAGCUCUGUCCCUUCCCCUGCUCUCCCUGCCACGUUCCAUCCGGUCAGGAAAGUUAAUCCACAAGCACCAGAGGUUUGUGUCCAAAAAGAAGACAGAGGAGUCCUGUAACUUUAUUCAUGAAUAAAGGGAGAGAUCAUGGGCAUCUCCUAUGAGAUCUCUCAGAUUGCUAGAGGAUGCAGCCUCCUUUUUAUCCCAAUU